UAUCUAAUAACUUUAUGAACUACAACAUAAAAUAUUAAUAUUAAAAAUUCAUCGAUGAGAAACGUUUGAAAUGCCAGGUUGCUCACCCCUGAUGUAAACAAAACAAUUACACAUCGAUAUCAAACGUCCCAAAAAGGCGCAUUUUUCAAAGUUUUCAUCAUCGGUAUCACUUUUCUCAUUGUUGCGAUGGUUUGCGAAAAGUGCGAAAAGAAACUGGGCAAGGUUAUUACACCGGAUCCGUGGAAAGCCGGUGCCAGAAACACCACCGAGGGUGGUGGUAGAAAAAUCAACGAAAACAAAGCGCUUUCGAGCGCAAAGGUACGAUACAAUCCGAUGGCUGGAAAUUUUGCACCCUGCCGGAUAUGCAAGCAAAAAAUUCACCAAGCCGGAUCACAUUACUGUCAGCAGUGCGCCUACAAGAAGGGAAUCUGUGCGAUGUGUGGCAAGAAGCUGUUGGAUGUGAAAAACUAUCGCCAAUCGUCAACGUAAAGAACGCCACCACACGCGACCACACGUUUAGAUAAUAAUUGGACACCACUAACGAAAGCAAGUUCGGAUGAUGACUUACAACCGCGUUCACUUCAUGGAGAUUGUUUUCAUUCUUUGUAUAUUCAUGACUCACUUUACUUUUAGCAGAUGAAAUGCAAUCGUUGUUUAUCGCGGGUUUUAAACUACACUA
Molecule: messenger RNA, 679 nt
Organism: Anopheles funestus (African malaria mosquito)
Lineage: Eukaryota; Metazoa; Arthropoda; Insecta; Diptera; Culicidae
Product: cysteine-rich PDZ-binding protein
Exons: 2
Coding region: 187-489 (100 amino acids)
Biological process (GO): cytoplasmic microtubule organization
Cellular component (GO): dendrite
Molecular function (GO): microtubule binding; PDZ domain binding
Source: RefSeq, a predicted model, not a curated record